Messenger RNA from Zygosaccharomyces rouxii, 669 nucleotides. It is a transcript of the gene RIB3, whose product is annotated as 3,4-dihydroxy-2-butanone-4-phosphate synthase RIB3. The record is from RefSeq and is a predicted model, not a curated record. Gene Ontology annotation, molecular function: 3,4-dihydroxy-2-butanone-4-phosphate synthase activity. Gene Ontology annotation, biological process: aerobic respiration; riboflavin biosynthetic process. The coding region runs from base 1 to 669 and encodes 222 amino acids. Lineage: Eukaryota; Fungi; Ascomycota; Saccharomycetes; Saccharomycetales; Saccharomycetaceae. The transcript has a single exon. Gene Ontology annotation, cellular component: mitochondrial intermembrane space; cytosol.
AUGAGUAAUAGUACAACGAUGACUAGUGAUCAGACUUUUAUGCCCAUUGAACAAGUGCUUGAGCACUUCAAAAAGAAUCAAUUUGUUAUUGUAAUGGACGAUGAGGAUCGUGAAAAUGAAGGUGACUUAAUAUGUGCAGCUGCAGGUAUUACCACUGAACAGAUGGCAUUCUUGGUUCGUCACUCGAGUGGGUAUGUAUGUGCCCCUAUGAGCAAUGAAGUGGCAGAUAGGUUAGAUCUACCACUAUUGAGAACUGGUAUGAAAUACACUUCCAAUGCAGAUGACAGACACGGGACCGCUUAUACUAUUACUGUCGAUGCAGCUGAAGGAACAACUACUGGGAUAUCCGCUCAUGACAGGGCUUUAACGUGUACCCAGCUGGCCGCAGCCCACUCGCAGUCCACAGAUUUUUUGAAACCAGGUCACAUAUGUCCACUAAGGGCAGCAGAUGGUGGUGUCCUUCAAAGACCGGGCCAUACAGAAGCAGCAGUGGAUUUGAGUAGACUUUGUGGAUUACCGCCUGUUGGUGUCAUUUGUGAAUUGGUCAAUGACCAUGAUGGAUCCAUGAUGAGAUUAGACGAUUGUAAAGAAUUUGGUAAACAAUGGGGAAUUCCAUUAAUUACCAUUAAGCAACUUGCCGAAUACGCCAAGCGCCACGGUCAACAAUAA